GGGAGUGGAGAGGGAUGGGUAUAAGAAGGAAGUGUGGAGCCUGGGGAAGAGGCCCUGAAUAAGAAGCUGGGCACUAAGAGAGGCCAUCAUGCCCAGCUCUGCUGAAGCCAGGAUGGGUGUGAGGCUGGCACUGACAGGCUUUGCGAUCCUGACGCUGCUCCAGUGCUGCUCUGCAUACAAGCUGGUCUGCUACUACACCAACUGGUCCCAGUACCGGGAAGGCGGUGGGAGUUGCUUCCCAGAUGCCAUCGACCGUUCCCUGUGCACCCACAUCAUCUACAGCUUUGCCAACAUCAGCAACAAUGAGAUCGACACAUGGGAGUGGAAUGACGUGACACUCUAUGGCACACUGAAUGCACUUAAAACCAGAAACUCCAACCUGAAGACCCUCCUGUCUGUUGGAGGAUGGAAAUCUGGCCCAGAAAGAUUUUCCAGGAUGGCCUCCAGCACUGAGAGGCGCAGUACUUUCAUCAAGUCGGUAGCUCCGUUUCUGCGGGCCCAUGGCUUUGAUGGACUGGAUCUCUCCUGGCUCUACCCCGGCCCAAAAGACAAGCAGCAUCUUACCACCCUGAUUAAGGAGCUGAAGGCAGAAUUCAUAAAGGAAGUACAGCCUGGGAGGGAGAAACUCCUGCUCAGCGCAGCUGUGUCGGCGGGGAAGGUGGCCCUUGACAGCGGCUAUGACAUCGCACAGAUAUCUCAACACCUGGAUUUUAUUAAUCUCAUGACCUACGAUUUCCACGGAACCUGGAACCAAGCCACAGGACAUCACAGCCCCCUCUUCCGAGGCCAGGCAGACAGCAGUUCUGACAGAUUCAACAAUGUGGACUACGCUGUGGGGUACAUGCUGAAGCUGGGAGCCCCGGCCAGCAAGCUAAUGAUGGGUAUCCCCACCUUUGGGAAGAGUUUCACUCUGGGAUCUUCUGAGACGAGGGUGGGAGCGCCAGCCUCAGGACCAGGAUUACCAGGCCGGUACACCAAGGAGAAAGGGAUCCUCGCCUAUUAUGAGAUCUGUGACUUCCUCAGUGGAGCUGACCUGCAUAGGAUUGUCGAUCAGCAGGUUCCCUACGCUACCAAGGGCAACCAGUGGGUGGGGUAUGACGACCAGGAAAGUGUCAUAAACAAGGUGCAGUACCUGAAACGCCAGCAGCUGGGGGGAGCCAUGGUGUGGGCACUGGAUUUGGAUGACUUCCGAGGCUCCUUCUGUGGGCAGAAGAAACGCUUCCCGCUCACCAACGCCAUCAAGGAGGCACUUAAUGCGGCUUAGCUCUUCCUUUCCCACAUGGAACCCCACACCCUCUGACCAGGAGUCUGGUCACUUGCAAUGCUAAGCGCCCCUGC
Molecule: messenger RNA, 1338 nt
Organism: Acomys russatus (golden spiny mouse)
Lineage: Eukaryota; Metazoa; Chordata; Mammalia; Rodentia; Muridae
Gene: Chi3l1
Product: chitinase 3 like 1
Exons: 10
Coding region: 89-1264 (391 amino acids)
Biological process (GO): carbohydrate metabolic process; chitin catabolic process
Cellular component (GO): extracellular region
Molecular function (GO): chitin binding
Source: RefSeq, a predicted model, not a curated record